Schizosaccharomyces cryophilus OY26 is the source of this 1320-nucleotide messenger RNA. Its product is annotated as ran GTPase binding protein Mog1. The coding region runs from base 310 to 888 and encodes 192 amino acids. NCBI's taxonomy places the organism in Eukaryota, Fungi, Ascomycota, Schizosaccharomycetes, Schizosaccharomycetales, Schizosaccharomycetaceae. Gene Ontology annotation, cellular component: nucleus. The record is from RefSeq and is a predicted model, not a curated record. Gene Ontology annotation, molecular function: small GTPase binding; guanyl-nucleotide exchange factor activity. Gene Ontology annotation, biological process: protein import into nucleus. The transcript has a single exon.
CUUAACUUAAGUUUCUUUUUCUCGACGCUUACCUGUAUUUGUUUUCACUCUAAUUUUUCAUAGAACAGUUAAAGAAGACGUUAAGCUCGUAUCUUGCACUUUGCCGUCAACUUUCACAGCAACUGGACAUUAUCAUCUAAUAUGCUUGUAAAAAAAUAUUACUAAAGCGAAUCAAGUACCACAACACCAAGAACUUCUUCAUCUUCAGAUGACUAGUAAACAAAAGCAAUUGAGGGCUGGAGACAGGAAAGUUUUUAUAACUGAUAGAAUUUUUCUUUCUUAAAAGAUUGUAUAGUUUUUAUUUAUAAAAUGGUUCAGUUAUUUGAUGGAGCCUUUCGUGCUGAAUUACCUGGAAACUUUUUGAAUGCAAGCGCUUUGAGACAAAUUCCUGAUAAUCAAGAAGUUUUUCUUCAAGACUCCAAAGAAAACUUAACUCUAAUUUUGGAACUGCUAGAACAGGUAGAGAAACCUCAAGAUGCGACGGUCGCCAAGUUUCAUUUUGAUAGCAUUGCUUACGAUAAUGAUGCUAGUGAAUCUAUCAUUUGGAAAGAUACAGAUCUAAGUCAAGAAGAUAUCGCUGGAUUAAAUAACGAGCGAGCAAUCGGAACAUGCACAUUUGGAUGCCAAAAAGUAUUCGAAAAGGGAAAAAAGAUGACAGACGUCGCUUCAAACGUAGCUGUACUUGUGCAUGUAAUAACACUACAAGAGUUUGAAACAGAUGUUGUAUGCUCUGUAAAUAUCCCUUUGUCCCAAACGUUAUCCUUUCCCAAAAGGUUAGCAGAUGUGUCUCCUGCUGAUGAAGCUGCUUUGCAGACAGCAAACCAAAUCUUGAGUCAAUUUACACAUUCUUUGGUUUUAGUAGACAGAAGUUUGUUUUUUGCAGCUUGAUUUGAAUGCACGGAUGAAAAGAUGCCUAUAACUAUAGGGGUUAAGCGGUUGAAUACUAUCAAAAUGUGUUUUGAUUUUAAGCAAAAAGCUCAAACCGAGGAAACAGUAUUUAUUUUUUAGGAAUACAGGAAAAAACAGUUGUUUUGAAUUCGAAAUCAUUAGACUCAGUGCAUAUUAUGAAUAGGAUAGCUAGUUUUUGUUCUGUGAGUUUUCUAUUACUACUAUCACCUUUAAUAGAAUCGCUUACAGUUAAGCUUUUUAUAACUCUCAAGUUCCCAAACGGGUCCCCGUUCCAGGGAACUUAGGAUUACCAGUACUUGGCUCUGCAAUUGGCAGUGAUGCAUAUGCCAACUCAUCGUAGGACUGGUAACCUUUGAAACGACUCCCUAUUGAAUCAACCUUUUCUGCCCAUAAUUUUAAAGGAAUAUGCUC